CCGUGGUCUUAAGACGUGUUUCGCGGGCGCGCGCUCGCGUUCCUCUUAAUCUUUGGAACAAACCCAUAGGCGAUUGUUUUCCACUAGAAGAAGUUUCCAAGUCAUCAUAUUCAUCGUAAUGACGUACAACAACAUGAGUGCAAAAUUGUUCUCUUGCAAAACAACACAGAAAGCAUCAGCAACGUGAGCAGUGGAUUGUGUACCAGAAUUGGCAAAAAAAAUUGGACUGAAUAACACGUUGAGUGAGAUUGGAGACGUUUGAGCUUGACGAAACUUGUCUGAGUGAAAAUUGCGUCCAGGAAAAGACAAGACGAAAGUGUUUGAGUGGCAAAAUAGGAAGAAAGAAAAAAAAAAGCGGAAGAAGCAAGUGACAAGACUAAAGGCAGACAAGCAGACAAAGGAAAAACAUAAAAUCAGCAAGUGUUACAAUUAUUGAGUAAUUUGAGCGAUUAUCUUUUGAGCACGGAAAAUAGCAACAACUUUCGGAUAUCCAUCGCAUUACGAUAACUGAGGGUACCCCGUCUCUUUUCUGGAGUGGAGCGGAAUUUGUUUCUUAGCAGCACGCGAGCUUUUGAAGACAUGGACAAGCAGCACAACAAAUUGCUAAUGUGGAUUAUCUUUCGAAUGUGAGAACACCUAUCAUCACACCAACUUGAUCCUACCACUCGCCCUCAGUAGAGAACGAAAGAAGAAGCAACCACAAACAAAGGAGUUACCGCAGCGAAACAGGAUAUUCCGCAUUCAAGGACUUCAAAUCUCUCCGUCGCGGCGUACUGAAUUAUGUUCCGCCGCACACAGAGUCAAUAUCACACGAGAGCUACCAGUAAAAAUUGGCGCAAAUAUCCAAAUUCUUGAAAACUAGAAACGCCAGUUCCGUUUUUUAGUUCUUAGUAUUACAUAAUAAUAAUUCCAGCAAUGGUUUUCAAUAUUUUGAUAGCAUCAUCUGUGAUUAAAACAGCCACAGUGGUUGGCUCUAGUCUAUGGCUGAUUCCAUUUCUGUUGGGAGCGAUCUCAUACUAUCGUUACGAUCGAGUUGACCCAGAGUCCCGAGUCAUUGACCAGCACCAUAUAUAUCCGGAAUAUGAUUUCAUAGUCGUUGGAGGUGGAUCAGCGGGUGCGGUUGUGGCCAAUAGACUUACCGAGGUGAGCAGAUGGAAGGUACUACUCCUAGAAGCUGGACCCGAUGAGAAUGAAAUAUCAGACGUUCCAUCCUUGUCGGCGUAUCUUCAGCUUAGUAAAUUGGAUUGGGCUUAUAAAACGGAACCUACUGACAGAGCAUGUCUCGGCAUGGUAAAUAAUCGUUGCAACUGGCCGAGGGGCAAAGUUCUUGGUGGAUCUAGCGUGUUGAACUAUAUGAUAUACGUGAGAGGGAACAAAAACGAUUUCAAUCAUUGGGAGUCGCUGGGUAACCACGGUUGGGGCUAUAAGGACGUGUUGCAAUACUUCAUCAAAUCGGAAGAUAACCGCAACCCAUAUCUUGCCAGGAAUCCAUAUCAUGGUAAGGGAGGACUGCUCACAGUUCAGGAAUCACCAUGGCAUACUCCACUGGUGGCAGCAUUCGUAGAAGCCGGUACAGAAAUAGGAUACGAGAAUAGAGACAUCAACGGAGCCCAACAAACGGGGUUCAUGAUUGCUCAGGGAACUAUUCGUCGUGGAAGUCGAUGUAGUACGGCUAAAGCUUUCCUCAGACCCAUAAGGCUCAGAAAGAAUCUGCAUGUUGCAAUGAACGCUCAUGUCACAAAGUUAUUGAUCGACCCUGGCACGAAAAAAGCGGUUGGUGUUGAGUUUUUCCGACAAGGUAAGCGCCAUUUCGUAAAAGCGAAACGAGAAAUCGUCAUGUCCGCUGGGUCGAUCAACACUCCGCAGAUAUUGAUGCUGUCAGGUAUUGGUCCAAAGGAACACCUAGAUGAGAUAGGCAUUAAAACGAUAGUUGAUCUGCCGGUUGGGAAAAAUCUUCAGGAUCAUGUUGGAAUGGGUGGUUUGACCUUCUUGGUCGACAAACCAGUAGCGAUUCUGCAGAACCGCCUCGAAGCAGCUUCCGUAACCAUGAACUAUGUGAUCAACGAACGAGGCCCGAUGACGGUGUUGGGUGGAUUAGAAGGUGUCGCUUUCGUAAACACGCCAUUCGCUAACGUUUCCCACGAUUGGCCAGAUAUUCAGUUCCACAUGGCACCAGCUUCGCUGAACUCGGAUGGUGGAGCAAGGGUCAAAAAAAUUCUUGGUUUGAAAGAAGAUCUAUACCAAGAAGUGUUUCACCCAAUUGCGAACACAUUUAGCUGGACUAUCAUGCCCUUGCUUUUACGUCCUCGAUCGAGAGGAUGGGUGCGGUUGAAAUCGAAAAAUCCCUUCCACUAUCCCAUCAUGAAUCCUAACUAUUUCGAAGAUCCUUUCGAUGCGAUGACGCUAGUGGAGGGAGCCAAGAUCGCUUUGCGAGUUGCUGACGCGAAUGUGUUCAAGCAGUUUGGCAGCCGUGUUCAUCGGAAGCCUCUUCCCAACUGUAAACAUCAUAAAUUCCUUUCGGAUGCAUACUUGGACUGCCAGGUGCGAACAAUAUCGAUGACUAUCUACCAUCCCGUGGGUACAACCAAGAUGGGUCCGCAGUGGGACCCGGAGGCUGUGGUGGAUCCAAGAUUACGUGUGUAUGGGGUGACCGGAUUACGUGUCAUAGACGCUAGUAUAAUGCCAACGAUCGUUAGUGGAAACACUAAUGCCGCUGUAAUAAUGAUUGGCGAGAAGGGCGCCAACAUGAUCAAAGAAGACUGGCUGGGGCAUAGUUGUUAUUUCCAGUUGAUAUCUUUUGGACAGGAUAGUGUGAUGUCGUUGAUCGAUUUCCUCAGGGAUGGAGGGAAACGGCUGAACGAAGAAAUACCCAGUCGUAGGGUCAUCUAUGACGAGUAUGAUUUUGUGAUAGUUGGUGCGGGAUCGGCAGGAUGCGCUUUGGCCGCGAGGUUAUCGGAGAUAAGUGACUGGAAAAUUUUACUGAUAGAGGCAGGUGAAAAGGAAAACUUACUUAUGGACAUUCCGAUGUUUGUGCAUUACUUGCAAAGUUAUGAUGUUAAUUGGGAUUAUAGGACAAAGCCCAGCGAUAAAUACUGUUUGGCGUUCCGGAAUAAUCAGUGUAGAUUCCCACGCGGGAAAGUCAUGGGAGGAUCGAGUGUUCUGAAUUAUAUGAUUUAUACUCGGGGGAACCGUCGCGACUAUGAUGCGUGGGCAGCAGCAGGUAAUGAGGGUUGGAGUUACAAAGAAGUGUUACCAUAUUUCCAAAAAUUAGAACACAGUACAGUUCCUGACGCAUACCCCGGGUACGCCGGGAAGAAUGGACCGCUAUCGGUUUCCUACGUACCGUAUAAGUCACAAAUCGCCAAAUCAUUCAUCGAAGCUUCCAGUGAACGCGGAAUACCAUAUGUGGAUUACAACGGACCAACACAGAUUGGUGUUUCGUUCAUACAAAGUACCACCAGAAACGGUUAUCGUGAUAGUACAAAUGCUGCCUAUCUUUAUCCUUUAAAAAACAGAACAAACCUUCACGUGAAGAAGAAAAGCCAAGUUACCAAAGUUAUUUUCGACGAAGAAACCAAACGAGCAACGGGUGUGAAGUUUUAUCACAACAACCAGUAUUACACAGUGAGAGCCACGAAAGAAGUUAUACUGUCUGCCGGUGCCAUUGGAUCGCCCCAUCUGCUGAUGCUCUCUGGAGUUGGUCCUAAGAAGCAUCUACAGGAGAAAGGCAUCAAACCAAUAUCCGAUCUGCCCGUAGGAUAUAACUUUCAAGAUCACAUUGCAGCGGGGGCACUCACGUUCCUCGUCAACAACACAUCCAGUAUGAUGCUGGAACGAACACUGUCGCUGGAGAAUUUUAUGGAGUACCAAUUGCAUCAUACGGGACCGCUAACAUCGAUUGGGGGUUGUGAAACUAUCGGUUUUUUCGAUUCCGAGCACCCGAACGACCCGGACGGAUGGCCGGACUACGAACUGCUCCAGAUCAGCGGGACAAUGGCCGGGGAACCGUCGUUCGAAUUCAAUUUCAACUACAAACACGAAACAUUCCAGAAAAUGUUCGGCGAAAUACGAAGGAAAAGCAUGAGUGGUUUCACGAUAUUCCCGCUAAUAUUGAGACCCCGAAGCAGUGGACGGAUUUACCUGAAAAAUUCCAACCCAUUCAAGCAUCCUGUGAUUGAACCGAAUUAUUUUGCCGACCCUUAUGAUUUGGAUAUUUCCGUUAAAGCCAUUCGAAAAGCACUCGAAAUCGUUGAGUCCCCGGCGAUGGCGCGAUUGAACGCCCACCUCUUACCGAUCCCAAUGCCAGGGUGUGAACACUUACAGUUUAAUUCCGACGAGUACUGGCGUUGUUUCACGAGACAUGUCACGUACACCAUAUACCACCAUGUGGGGACAUGCAAAAUGGGUCCCCGGAAAGAUCCCACCGCUGUUGUUGAUCCAAAAUUGCGGGUUCACGGCAUUGCGGGGCUACGCGUUGUUGACGCUAGCAUAAUCCCAACAGUGCCAGCCGGACAUACCAACGCCCCAACAGUGAUGAUUGCUGAAAAAGCUGCCGAUAUGAUAAAAGAAGACUGGAACGUGGUCCGGUGAUUGGGGGAUUUGGUGAUUUUUCUGUACGUGAUUGGCAUUCUACAAAGACUGUGUAAAUAAAUUAUAUUUAGUUGCAAUUGUUAAUAUAAAA
Toxorhynchites rutilus septentrionalis is the source of this 4681-nucleotide messenger RNA. RefSeq names its product glucose dehydrogenase [FAD, quinone]. The record is from RefSeq and is a predicted model, not a curated record. Lineage: Eukaryota; Metazoa; Arthropoda; Insecta; Diptera; Culicidae. Bases 916 to 4590 code for a protein of 1224 amino acids. The transcript has 6 exons. Gene Ontology annotation, molecular function: oxidoreductase activity, acting on CH-OH group of donors; flavin adenine dinucleotide binding.